AUGAAUACGAAGCUCUUCGGUUUGAAUGCAGCGCUGUGCAAGAGAAAAGUUUUAUGUGGAGUAAAACACAAUGCCACUACGUCCACGAAGCAAAAACGUGCAGAUCUACAAGGUCUAAGAGGAGUAGCUAUCUUAUUUGUGCUUCUAAUGCAUUUGAAGCCAAAUUCAUAUCGCCUUGGAUUCGUGGGAGUGGACAUCUUCUUUGUCCUUUCCGGCUUUCUGAUGGCCAAAAUCCUCCUCGAGAAAAAACUUACAUUGUGGUCCGUUUGGUAUUUUUACAGCCGCAGAUUCAAGAGGAUUGUACCUCUGUACAUGUUAUUCGUCGUGUCCGUUUACAUUUUUGGCUACUUCUACGUAUUGCGUUUCGAUCGCAAACAAAUCCUUGACGAUCUGACUUGGGCAUACACUUACAGCUCUAAUCUACAGCCCAUUUUUCAGAAGCUUGGAUAUUGGGAUCAGCUCUCGACAUACCGAUUUUUUGUACAUGCCUGGUCUCUCGGAGUGGAAUUACAAUACUAUCUUAUUGUACCAUUUAUCAUGGGUCUAGCACUCUGCCUUGAACACAAUGCACGCAUUAUAUUGUUCCUUACAAUUGGAGUAUUUUCUGUCAUUUUCCAACUCUAUGCUCCACCCAAGGUAUCCUAUGGUUUCUUAGUAUCUCGGAUCUGGCAGUUUAUGUGCGGGUCGAUAGCGUACGAGUUCUCGAAACCAUUUUUUUCGAAAGACAAGAGUCAGCUACGCCAAGAAGAAAAGAAUUCGUUAGAAAAUGCUUACAAACAAGGCAAGAUUAAAUUGUCAUACGAGGGUAUGUUGGCAAACGUUCGUGAACUGUUCAUGAAUUCGGACAUUUCUUCAAGUUCGCAGUUGAUCCAUAGUAAAAAGAACCAGGAUUAUGCAUUUUACUAA
Molecule: messenger RNA, 906 nt
Organism: Cylicocyclus nassatus
Lineage: Eukaryota; Metazoa; Nematoda; Chromadorea; Rhabditida; Strongylidae
Source: the annotation of a GenBank genome assembly